GCAAACAACAAAAUUGCAGCAGGUACAAGCACAUUUAACUCUGCUCUCUUCAUAAGAACCAACCAUUCACAGAUCUAUUUAAAACACACAAACCACACAACAUGUUCUUCCAUUCUUCAUUCCACAGAGUAAGAUAAACAGUGACAAAAAUGGAGAAAAUGAAGAAGGUUUUCAUAGUGAUUCUAGUGAUAACUUUGAUGAAAGAGCACCACCAUCAAGUUGAAGCAGUGGGAGGAGGCUUCAUUAGGACCAGAGGACUUCACUUUGUGCUCAAUGGCAACCCAUUCUUUGCUAAUGGCUUCAAUGCUUACUGGUUGAUGUCCUUUGCUUCAGACCCUGCACAAAGAUCCAAGGUCUCCUCUGCUUUCCAACAAGCUUCCAUCCAUGGUCUCACUGUUGCUAGAACUUGGGCUUUCAGUGAUGGUGGUGGUGGCUCCACUGCCCUCCAGUACUCCCCUGGCUCCUACAAUGAACAAAUGUUCCAGGGAAUGGAUUUUGUGGUCUCUGAAGCAAGGAAGUAUGGACUUAAACUUAUCCUUAGUUUGGUGAAUAACUAUGAUAACUUUGGUGGAAAGAAGCAGUAUGUUCAAUGGGCUAGAAAUCAAGGACAGUACAUUCAGUCUGAUGAUGAGUUCUUCACUAAUCCUCUUGUUAAAAGCUUUUACAAGAAUCAUGUUAAGACUGUUCUUUCAAGAAUCAAUUCAAUUACUGGAGUUGCUUACAAGGAUGAUCCAACAAUCUUUGCCUGGGAGCUUAUGAAUGAGCCUAGAUGUCCAUCAGAUCUCUCAGGAAGAAGCAUUCAGGCAUGGAUUACUGAAAUGGCUGCUCAUGUGAAAUCUAUAGACAGUAAUCACUUGCUUGAAGCUGGUUUGGAAGGGUUCUACGGGCAAUCGUCGUCAAGGAUGUUACAAUCCAACCCUGGUUUCCAAAUAGGGACUGAUUUCAUAUCUAACAAUUUGAUCUCCGGCAUCGAUUUUGCCACUGUCCAUUCAUAUCCUGAUCAAUGGAUGACUAGUGCAAAUGAUCAAACACAGCUUUCGUUCUUGAACAAUUGGCUUGACAUACACAUUCAAGAUGCCCGCAAUGUUCUUCGUAAGCCAUUGCUGCUAACGGAGUUUGGAAAGUCAUGGAAAGACCCGGGAUAUAGUAAUAGCCAAAGGGAUGCAUUGUUCAGUAUCGUGUACUCGAAAAUUUACUAUUCUGCUAGAACUGGAGGUGCAACUGCUGGUGGCCUCUUUUGGCAACUCCUGGCUCAAGGAAUGGAUUCAUACAGAGAUGGAUAUGAAAUCAUAUUGAAUGAGAACACUUCGACAAAUAACAUAAUCACUAGUCAGUGUCGCAAGCUUCGAUAUCUCGGGAAAUUGUUCACCCGUGCAAGGAACAUUGAGAGGUUGAAGAGAGCCAAGGCUAUCAGAAACAAUCAAUGGCGAGCUAGUGACAAAGGAAAAGGUGCAGGAAACUAAGCUUUCAGUUGAUGCAUGAGAACAGUUUUUAAGUAUCUUAAGUAAACCGUGUAUAACUGUUUGUGUUCUCUUUGUGAUGUUUCUAAGUUCAUCCAGGAGAGAGAUGUUUUUAUUGUUUGAAUUCUGUCAGAAUUUGGAAGCUAUUAUUAAAUGUUUGCAGAGUUUGA
Molecule: messenger RNA, 1630 nt
Organism: Dioscorea cayenensis subsp. rotundata (Guinea yam)
Lineage: Eukaryota; Viridiplantae; Streptophyta; Magnoliopsida; Dioscoreales; Dioscoreaceae
Product: mannan endo-1,4-beta-mannosidase 1
Exons: 5
Coding region: 150-1463 (437 amino acids)
Molecular function (GO): hydrolase activity, hydrolyzing O-glycosyl compounds
Source: RefSeq, a predicted model, not a curated record